This is a messenger RNA of Lottia gigantea (owl limpet), 681 nucleotides long. RefSeq lists its product as hypothetical. NCBI's taxonomy places the organism in Eukaryota, Metazoa, Mollusca, Gastropoda, Lottiidae. The transcript has a single exon. Gene Ontology annotation, biological process: G protein-coupled receptor signaling pathway. The annotation marks the transcript as partial. Gene Ontology annotation, cellular component: membrane. The record is from RefSeq and is a predicted model, not a curated record. Gene Ontology annotation, molecular function: adenylate cyclase inhibiting G protein-coupled glutamate receptor activity.
GAUCCCAGUAAAGUUGUCGCCGUGGUCGGGGCCCAGUCAAGUAGUAUCGCUCUUAACAUUCUUCCAUCCUUAACGGAGCUCGGAAUACCACUUAUAUCUUACAGUGCGACUUCGUCUGAUUUAGAUGAUAAAAUUAAUUACCCAUAUUUUCUAAGGACGGUCCCGAGUGACACUCAACAGAGUAUCGCUAUUUAUGAAAUAGUGAAACUGCUAAAAGCUUCCCAUGUCAGUGCCAUUAAUGUAAAUAACAACUAUGGACGAAAGGGUAUCGCCAAGUUUAUCGAAUUCGCUGAGGUGAAUGGAAUUUGUGUCGAGAAGUCGAUUGAGCUGAGUGAACGUGAUGUGAAUAAAAACAUUCUACUCGACACCAUAUUCGCCUUUAGAAAGAACCAAGCUCGUUAUGUGAUAUUCUUUGGUUUAAGCUCAAUAGCGAUUGAUCUAUUGGAUACAUUAGACACAGAUAAAGAUCCAUUGGUAUUCAUAGCAAGCGAAACCUGGGGACGGAAUGUGAAAAUAAUUCAAAAUGGACGCGACAUUAAAGCACGAGGAUCGAUAACUCUCAGCGUAGAAACUUCCCAUGUAGCUUCGAACAAUUUUAAAGCAUAUUUAGAGAGUUUGACUCCGGGAACGGAUUAUCCUAAAACUUGGUUUAAUUCCUUUUGGAAAUCAGUAUUCCAAUGU